AAAAAUGGGAGCUUGUGUUUCACGUGAAUCAAUGAGAGGAGAUUCAGCAAAGGUUAUACUGUUCGACGGGACUUUACAAGAGUUCUCAUCUCCGGUCAAAGUUUGGCAGAUCUUGCAGAAAUAUCCAACGAGUUUCGUCUGUAACUCAGACGAAAUGGACUUCGACGACACCGUUUCAGCUGUCUCCGGCAACGAGGAGCUCCGAUCAGGACAGCUUUACUUCGUUUUACCUCUGACGUGGCUCAACCAUCCUCUGAGGGCGGAGGAAAUGGCAGCGUUGGCUGUUAAAGCGAGCUCGGCGUUGGCCAAGAGCGGUGGAGUCGGGUGGGUUUCCGGCGACAGAGAUGACUCUGUUUCCGGUAAAGUUAACCAACAGAAAAACACAACCGGAGUGAAGACAAAUGCCGGUGGUGGAAGAUGUUAUGGUGGCAAAGGGAAGAGGAGAUUUACAAGGAAUCUGAGUACCAUCGCUGAGUAGGAAUCCUAUUAGUCUCAUUUUGAGAGUCUCCGACGUAAAAAAAAAUUGUAAUUAGAGAUGUUUGACUUUUUUAUUAAUGGAGAAACCCAAAAUUAUCAAUUAGAUUUGGAUUUUUCGUUUUCUUUUUGUUGCUUUAUCAAUGAUAAUGCAACUUUCGGUAGAUUUAAUUGAUU
This is a messenger RNA of Eruca vesicaria subsp. sativa (arugula), 651 nucleotides long. The record is from the annotation of a GenBank genome assembly. Lineage: Eukaryota; Viridiplantae; Streptophyta; Magnoliopsida; Brassicales; Brassicaceae.